ACAACAUAUAUACUUAAGUUUCUAAUUGCGGCUAAAGUAAUUCCCGAUGUGUGCAAUGUUUUUAGCGUUAACAACAAGAAAUAAUAUUGCCGCAACUGUAAAACCCAAUUGAUCGCAUUAAUCUGUUAGUUAUAUAUGGUGUUAAACUGCAAUAUAUCAGAAUUUAAAAAAAAAACAGUGUCAACUUUUACAGCCGUCCGGAUUAGGGUUCAUAUAUCUGUUAAGUAUUAUCUACAAAUUAAUCAUUAAGCGGUUUGGUAGCAAAUAUAGCAAAUAUUCAACUGCGGUUGAAGUUAGUUGCCCCCGCUGCAUGAGGGUGGACGUUCAAAAAAUAUACAAAGAUGAAGGAGAACGAUCAAGACGAUCCAGUUCCCUUAACCAACUCGGAUAUUGAUAGAUAUGCCGAGAAUAAUGUAAACAAAGCCAAGCGGCCUGAAAGUUUACAUUUGGGAAAUAAGGAAAAACGAGAAGAUGAUCUUCGUUAUACAAAUUAUGACCAAAGCGAACGUCGUCAGGCAGAUGUACCCGAUGAUAUAUCAAUAACAAAUAGCGAUGUAAUAUUAAGGCGUCCUGCAGUCAACCGGAAAAAUACAAACCUGUCUGCUAGAGUGACACCAAGAGCUGAAGUUUUUAAAUCUUCGCAUCCCCAUUCGACCGGGGAUCUGCAAUCGUAUUACCAAACCGCACAACAACGCAGGCCACAAUCAAAGAAUAAAAAAAAAGAGAUGGUACUUCAGUUGGUUAUUCCAUCUCCAGUGUAUAACAGAAGUCCACCGAAUCUCAAUUCAUUUGCUUACCCGAUUGAUACAGGUGAUAAUUACGAAAACCAUAGAUUCACGUUCUCGAGCCAGAUAUCACAAUCGAAUGAUCUGUCCAGUCCUGCUAGUUACCAUCUGAAUGAUGAACAUGAGCAAAAGAUGUUCAAGGCAUCGGAAUAUUCAAGGUCAACAUCCAGCAUCAAUACUUCGCAUACUCCGUCUACGCCAGACGAAAAGAGAAAGUUCUUUAAUUCCAGUCUAAGCGCCACCCUUGGCGUUCUGUUCUCUCUAAUGAACAUCACAAUCGGGAUAUCCGUUUAUAUUAUCGACGCCUUACAACUGGAUUCGAAGGAGAUUAACCGAUUAGCAGAAGGAUUCAGUCUAUUUCUACUGUUAACCGCACUCCUGUACUUGUUGUAUCUCACCGUAGAUAUAUCCGUUUUCAAUCGUAAAAGGAGAAAGUUUGAGCAACUGUUGGAAGAAAGUACGCAGGAAGAAGUUGAGAUGACGAAAAAUGCGAAUGGCACGUUACAGCUGAACGUAACCCUACCGAAAAUUGCAUCUCUAAAGAAGCAACUCGAACACAACUACUGUUUUAAUAGAGAUAGACAUUCUACAAAUUUUUACCUUAAAGUUGGGGCCGCAGGAUUUUGCUUUGGCCACCUGAUCCACAGUUUGAUAAUACUAAUUUAUAGAGGAAUGGCUUUGGACGAUAACAUAUCCUCGAAAUGUGACAAUGUCCUUACCUUCAUAAUAGAAGUUUUGUAUCCCGUAUAUUCUAUAUUACUGCUUUUCUUCAUAUUUAAAUACUCUAACGUGAUCAUUAAUAAAAACCAAGUAUUGCACAGAUUCGGUUUUAUGCAUUGCAUUUCUGCUAGUCUGUGUUUUUGGAUAUGGACCAUUUUCAGAGAGACGGCUGAGUAUAUCACAUAUCAGAAGGACAAAAGUUUCUUUUUUGACCACAACAAUGAAAGCCAUAACGCUUUCUCUUUUGUCACGUAUCCCUCAGAAAUCGCCCCGAGGCGUUUCACCAGAGUCUGCGAACAUGACGAGCUUUCCGUUAUAUAUCAAAAUUAUUCUCCGUACUUGUACCCAUUUAGCGUUGAAUAUUCUAUUCUUGUUGUGGGUAUUUUGCUAAUUGUUUGGCAAAAUAUCGGAUUAUGCAAGGUGCCAUCCGGCAGCCCACACGACAGGCAUUCUUUAGAUACAAACGAGUGCAAACAUCAAAACAAACCUAUUGAACCGGAGGGAAACGUAUCCGUACACGCCGACUGUCAUUCCGCUAACAAGGGACUUUUCGGGGGAUUUUUGGUGAUGGUGUUUGCCCUUGUUAGCAUAAUCGUAUUCUUUAUAACGUAUUACAGCAAGGAAUCAGACUUUGCCGAAUCGGGGCGAAUUCUCAAUCGAUGCACUCAUCUGGUAAUAAUGGCUCUAAUGGUGGUGACUGCGAUAUGGGCUUACGUCCAAAUCUCAAAAUUGGACAUCAACACUCAAGCGCACAAUCAACUUGAUAACAUCCUUCUGCUCAUUUGUAUGCCAGCCUUCUUCGUGCAUAGUAUAUUCAGCAUCAUUCCGGCCAUCAUUUUCAGGAACGCUUUGGCGAUUCUGGGAAUCACGUUUGAGGUAGCGCAAAUUUUGAUCCAGACGCCUUUAAUGAUAGACGGUAUGGCCAGAUCAAGCAACACUAAAGAAAAUAGGCAGAAGAAACCAGGAAGAGAGCUAGUGACUUUUUUAAUAAUAUGCAACAUAGCGAUGUGGCUCAUGCAAACUUUCGAAGUCAAAUCUCACGGCUUAGACCAAUAUAGACAGGAGUAUUACUCGAAGGAACUAUGGUCGAUAGUGGGCCACGUUUGUUUGCCUUUGAUGAUGUUUUACAGGUUCCAUUCAUCCGCGUGUUUGGGAGACAUUUGGAAAUAUGCCUAUAUUCCAUCCGGACACUGACUCGAACUGUUUGAAGAGCGAAGCUUGUAAUCUGUGAUUGUAUUUGUUACUUUAACGUAGUUAGUAAUUCGAUGUAAAAAUAUCAAAAAAAAAAACACAUUAUGUAUUGAGGAAAGGUAAAUUUUGCUUUGUUUAAAUUUUUAAGCUUAUUGUAAUAAAGAAGUA
Cylas formicarius (sweet potato weevil) is the source of this 2864-nucleotide messenger RNA. Its product is annotated as proton channel OtopLc-like. Gene Ontology annotation, molecular function: proton channel activity. The transcript is spliced from 13 exons. NCBI's taxonomy places the organism in Eukaryota, Metazoa, Arthropoda, Insecta, Coleoptera, Brentidae. The coding region runs from base 342 to 2699 and encodes 785 amino acids. The record is from RefSeq and is a predicted model, not a curated record. Gene Ontology annotation, cellular component: membrane. Gene Ontology annotation, biological process: proton transmembrane transport.